Messenger RNA from Clarias gariepinus (North African catfish), 4686 nucleotides. RefSeq names its product zinc finger protein 800a (gene znf800a). The record is from RefSeq and is a predicted model, not a curated record. The transcript has 6 exons. Lineage: Eukaryota; Metazoa; Chordata; Actinopteri; Siluriformes; Clariidae. The coding region runs from base 134 to 2365 and encodes 743 amino acids.
GCCGGAGAGAGAGCAGCCAUACAGCCACAGCAAGCGUCUCCACAUCCACUCAGCUAAAUCCUCCGCCGGAACUCCAAAGUUGUACCUCGUGAAGGCCGAGGCUAGGAAGAGCCUUUUAACAAAGGUCUGUAAGAUGGAGGAGCCCGGCAGUGAAGUGACCCCAAUCAACGACAAGUGCUGUCAGACCGAAACACCGUGGCACUGCAGUUGCCAGCCGGCUCCACAACAAGAAGGCUGCGACCAACCACAAGUGCAUAUUAUUGAGCCAGGAGACCCGCCUCUUCUUCAACAGCAGCUUCAGACUUCUAAGUCAGGAAUUCAACAAAUAAUUGAGUGCUUUCGGUCAGGUACGACCCAGCUCAGGCACAUGUUGUUGAAGGAAGUUGAUACCAUCUUUGAAUGCAGGCUUUGUAGAAGUCUUUUUCGUGGUCUACCCAAUCUGGUCACACACAAAGAGUUCUACUGCUUUUCUGGACAUCAUGAGCAGGAUGAUUCUUCUGAACCAAACAAGCAGAACCAGGCUGUUAAAGAACUUCUAGAGUCAAUCUAUCCACAAAGAGACAAGCAGGAACAUGUGAUUCAGCUGGAGGCAAUAGAGACCAACCCCAACGCUAUGUUCCAACACCUGUCUGUUGAGAAUUAUGAGAAUGAGAAUAUGAUCAUGUCCACCAAUUCCCAGCAGCCAGACUCUGGACCGCAGAAAAAGAAUCGCCGCAAAUCUUCUGUAGCCCCCAAAAAAAUUGAACAGCAAGACAUAGAGGAAACAGAUGACGAGAUGGAUACAGCGUCUGAUAAAUCGCCAGAUAGAGAAGAUGCUAAAUUGGAAUUAUUGAGCAACACAGAAGAAGAUAAGAAGGUAGAACCUGAAGAGGAAGCAGCCCCUGAAGUGAAAGAAACAAGGAUAUCUUGCUGCCUCUGUCGUAAGGACUUCAGCUCAAGAAGCAGCAUACGCCGUCACUGCCGCAAAAUGCACCGACAGAAGCUGGAGGAGUUGUGCAAGUUCACUGAAACACGCACAGUGCCCAUCAGUUUGCUGUCUAUGGUAAAGACCAAGCGUACAGAAGAUCCUCCGCCAGCCAGUGGAAAGAGCUGUCCUGUCUGCCAAAAGUCCUUUGCUACCAAGGCUAAUGUCCGUCGGCACUUUGAUGAGGUGCACCGAGGAUUAAAGCGAGACUGCAUUACACCUGACAUUGCCACCCGACCUGGCCAACCACUUCUACUCGAGGGUUCAUCAGUUCCUCCAAAACCACCCAGCUCCUUUACAAAGCAAGAGCAACAAGAGACCAAUAUUACAACUUCUCGGUGCAGGCUGUGUAGAAGGAAAUACAGCUCACAAGUCAUGUUAAGGAGGCACAUGCGAAUUGUCCACAAGGUGCACACAAUGGAAAACGGCUCCUCUACCAGCCGCCCUGUCUUCACCAAAAAAAACAAAAUGAAGACUGAACCUGAUGAGGAGGAUUCCUGUGGUCUUCCAUCUAGUGCAUCCUCUACAGCUGAUGCAGAUAAGAGCACAACAUGCUCAGCAUCAAAUCCUAAAGUCAAAGAUGACAGUGGAAACCUUCCUGUAAGUUUUGACUUCAAGCAGAUGUAUUGUUGGCUAUGCAAGCGACAGUUUAGCUCUAGUCAGAACCUGACCAAGCACAUCACCGAGCUCCACAUGGAUGGUAAUGACAGUAUCUACAUCAAGUUUUAUGGGUGUCCUAUCUGCAGAUAUGAGUCACGGCGCAAGAGGGAUGUCAUUCGUCACAUUACCGUGGUUCAUAAGAAGUCCUCUCGCUACCUGGCCAAGAUCAUGCCGAUCCUGGAGAGUCGUGCGGUAAAGAAACCCGCUGAGGUUGUACUAAAUAGUAGUGGGAAGACUGUAUCUUUAAAAGAGGAGACCCCUGGAAAGCAAUAUGGUCCUUCAUCUAGCAUGCUAACAACAUUAGACCAAGCAACUCCAACAAAAAUGACUCAGCAAAACUCCUCUUGGUCACCUGGUGUAAAAAAAGAGUCUUCGGUUUAUCCCAAUACCCGCAAAAAUUCUGCCCUCACAUCUCUUAACACUACUAAUCACGAUCAGGAACAUUCACAGCCCACCAAAGUUUGUAAACAAGAGAAGAAACCCGAAGAGCCAAAGAAUCCACAUGUCACCCGGAGCCACAAACCCUCAAAAGGACCUCCCAUCACCAGAAGCCAGGAGUCUAGCACAGAGGUGAGAGUUACUAAGAACUUUUCUCUUCAUGGAUGUGAUAUGUGCAGUCGGGCAUUUGCCAAGAAGGUUUUCCUUGAGACACACAGAAGAAGCCAUAAGACCGGAAUUAAUACCCAAACCGGAGGCACUAAAGUACAAGGAAGGAGUACUCGGUCAAAGGCGCUGAUAUGAUAUUCACAUCCAUAUAAAUGACACAUGCUCACUGGAAUGUAUAGAUCUUCAGCGAAUAAAAAGCAGCAGGACAGCCAUGGAAAGCUUUACUACAAACAGAAUGGAGGAGGGAUCAAUGCAAGUCACAAGGAAGAGAACUUUCACAGUGUGUUCUGUUUUUGUACAGAAGAGGGUGCUGCGACCAAACAUUUCUUAUCCUGUAUCACAGAAAUUAUGGAUUGUUCUUAACCAGUUACAGUUAAUGAGUUCCAUGAAUUUGAAGGAUAUCUCACUUUUUGGUAGUCUAUUGACAAUACAAUGUUCUUUUAAUGAAGUGUUUUUGUGCAGUUUUACUUAGCUACAUGUGAUUACUUCUCCUUAUUGUUGGUCACAUCUCAACUUUUGCUUUAGACCAGUAGGAUAUCAAAUAGAGAUAAUUUUUACUGAUGAAACAUUGGUAUGUUCCUUUGACUUGUGCAGAUGCAGUGAAAUUCUAUUGAUGGUUUAAAAUCAAAAUGGCCAAUAUAAAUCCGAGUUCUUUGCUUGUACAGUUGGAGAGCUGCUGUUUUUUACUCUAGUCGUUGCAGGCCUACUUAAAAUGAGUUAAUUCUUUAAAGUAGCUUAACAGUACAUUUUAUUUCAUGCCUUUGGACUAGUCAAGCUUCAUAUUUUUAUAGAAAUGUAGCCUGUAUAACACUUUAAUUAGAUUUGCCUAAUGAACUAAUCGGUUUAGACUAAAUAAUGUUCAUUCAGGUCAGUUUCUAUUUUUUUUUUCUCGUUCUCUAAACGGAUCAGUGAAUGAAUACAUAAACGAAUUAUCUACUUGUCUCUAUGUACAUUUUCAGUUUUUCAGUGCUUUUAGUUUACACUGCUCAGAUGUAAAAAGCUUGCUUGACUGUAAAUGCUCUGCAGACACUUUGAGUAGAUAUUUGAAUUAAUAUUUUUCCUUAAUCUCAUUUGAAUAUGUUAAUAUUGCAUAUAUAAGUAGGACUGCUUAUAUGAAAAAAAUUAAAGCUGCACUGUGCAGUUCUAUUUAGCAAAGGCUAUAUAACAGCUGAAAACAAAUAGGUAAAGAAUCCCCUUUUUCUGUGCUCUCACUUAAAUUCAUGCAUGCACGUUCCCAACCUCUAGCCUUACACAUGCACAAAUUAAUGUUGCUCUACUUCCAUUUUCAGAAAUUUAAUAAAAAUGAAAAAGUUUAAUAUUAUAUUUGAAAAAAAGAAGAAGCAACCAAUUGAUUUCAUAUACAUUUUAACUGUCUGCUUAUAUGUGGUCAGACUAAAGAGACACACACCUCAAGGAUUCAUCAAUUUCAUUGACCGCCUUGAGCAUUGAUUACGAUACACAGUGUGAUGACAAAUUCAUGUGUGAAAAUGAUUUCUUACACUCCCAGAAUCCUUGAAAAUGCCUGUUCCAUAUAGCCUGGAGAAAUCAAAUAAAAAUAAAUAUGAAAAUAUAUUACAAAGCCUCGUUUGUUCAUCGAAUCUGUUUACUUUGCAUUGCACUUUCUGAAUCUAAGUGAACUUUGCCCCUACAAAUUCACAGACGUCGGAACUGUUAGAAAAUAAUUAAGGUGAUAUGUUUGCCAUGACCCUAUGUUUAGUCUGCAACAAAUGAUUGACAGUCACUAAGGAUCACCCCUAUCUAAAAUAGAUACAUUUGGAACAAAUGCGUUUUUUUCGUUCUUGAUUACAAGGACAGUCGCAUAAUUUUUCUCGAAGAAUCUACAUUUAUUUAUAGCUGCCAGAAUGUAAAAAAGAUAAUUAACCUAUGUUUAAUAACACAGUGCAGCUUUAAUCCAUAUCUGCCAUUCCACAAUGAAUGAAAAUGCUGCUAAUCCUUUUGCAUUGUAACUACUGUUUGUGCUCAUGUUUCUGCUUCCCUUUAAUGAGUCAGUGCUGCUCAGGUUGUGCUAAGACAAGUUUUUUUUUCUUCCUUUAUAAAGGUGUAUGACUGUUUGAUUACAUCUAACAAGAAGUUGCAACUGUGAUCAAAAGGUUACUUAGAUACUACUGCAUCUGUUUUGUAUAAUGUUGCUCUUAUUAGCUAUGAGUAAAAAAAAAAGAAAAUAUAUAUAUAUCUCUCUCUAGACCUAAAAAUUACCUCUGUCUACAUUAGUAUGUAACGAUUAAUACCAGUUCUUUGAGUGAGUUGAGUGGGUAAAAUGAAGUGCAGAUCUCUUGCCGUGCAUAACAAAUGCUUCUGCUUGAUACUAUGUACAUUUAUAAAAGAAAACAUAACAUUUUAAAAGGUAAUUGGCAAGACUUGUACUGUAUAGAUAAAUAAACUAAACUUGCAUUCCUAUCCCUGCUUCAGUAGUAAUAUCUUUGUUCAAAUAAAGA